UCCGUUUGGCCAUUGUUUAUGCGUGAGAUUUACGUCCGGAACAUGAUGAAUGGCCUCGGAAUGAACAACCCGGAGAAGGACGUAGAUGCACGGUGCUGUUUUCCUGUUCGUCUGUCAGUCGGGGUGUGACGGCCGAUCCGGCUAGUUUAUGACAGAAGAGAUCGCAGGAACAAAUAUACCAAGGAAGAUCUCGCCAGGACGACAUCUUUCCGCCAGUGUGAAUAGUCCUUUUGUGAACUUAUCAAGGCAUAACUUCCCGCUACCACUCUCGCUGAAUAAUCGAGGUCGCAAGGUCAGGCCCAGAAACCGACGGAAUUCCAAGGAGCAAAGACCUUUAAAAGACCCUACGAGGAUGUGGAAGAGGAUUUUGCUGUCUGGUGCUCCUCCUCGCCUCCCUUCUUCGCCAGAACGCCGCCCAAACACACUCUUCAGAAACAGCCAGUAUCCGGAGGUUCGCGCUGCCGAUCCAACCCCAGCAGGGAAAGGCGUGUACUAAGCUGGAAAACCCAGGCUCAUGGCUCUCUGGCGACAACUGCUGCAGGUGCAAGGCCAAUGAAGUGACCUGCCGCCCGAAGCGUCCGAAAUGCCGCGAUCCGCCCGCAGAUACCACAGGCUGCCGAAAGAAGGAGGUCUGCGGCUGUACUGAAUGGAAGUGCAAAUCCAACAAGGGAAAGAAAGGCGGUCGUGGCCAGAAGGCUCGACGAAACGGAGGGCGACCGAGGAAACAGAACAAAGGAAAUGGUGGACCACGUAGAGGACCACGUCGCGGAGAAGGUGGCCGAAGAAGAGGACAAGGAAACGGGAACCAAAGGCCGCGGAGGAGAAACAGAAAUGGCAAAAACCUCAGACCAGACAACAGAAACAAGCCAGAUAGACAACAGAGGAAAUUCGAGACUGAAGGAUCCGACAGCAAUAGCACCUCUCCUGCAGAAGAUGUACCCAGACUACUUCUAUGGCAACAUGUACGGACUAGAAUGUAGCUGCCAUACGACUUGGGUCCAGAAUAGUUUUUAUCCCGACGCGUGGUACGACAACUUUGAUCAGUAUUAUUACUCUUAUGGCGAAGAUUAUCCUGACGAUGGAUUUGGCCUUUAUUACGAUUACUAUUCCGGAAACGGACACGAAACGGAAGUGAACAAUGGGUCAAGCAAAGAAUUUGACGCGUUCGAGACCUACGGUGACGAGGAAAACCAGAAGAGUGGGAACGGAAAGGGAAAAGACAAGGAAAGGGGGAACGGAAAACGCAAGAAAGACAAUAGAGAGAAGAGAAAACGGGAUAGGAAAAGGAAGCGCAACGAAGAGAGGAACAGGAAGGAGAAAAGGAAGGUCGUUCAGAACGGAAACAGCAUAAGGAAGGAAAAUGGUGGCGAAAAGGGAGAUGGGAAACGAGGUCAGUUCAAGAAAAAGUUCAAUAAUGAUGGAGAAUAACUACAUGCUCCUUCAACAGGAUGAUGAACGGAGCCUUGGGGGGGGGGGGGGGUAUUUAGAUAUUUUGGAAUGAGUAGUUUGCAUGAU
This is a messenger RNA of Penaeus monodon (black tiger shrimp), 1515 nucleotides long. Its product is annotated as putative carbonic anhydrase 2. The record is from RefSeq and is a predicted model, not a curated record. Lineage: Eukaryota; Metazoa; Arthropoda; Malacostraca; Decapoda; Penaeidae.